Molecule: messenger RNA, 369 nt
Organism: Geodia barretti
Lineage: Eukaryota; Metazoa; Porifera; Demospongiae; Tetractinellida; Geodiidae
Source: the annotation of a GenBank genome assembly
AUGGAGUGUCACUACCCCGUCACUGCAGCAGUAGAAGAGAAGCUACUCCUCGGCACAGACAUACCAGAGCUGGGAAAGCUCAUGAACCAGCACCCUCACAGCCCAAUGCUCUGGUUGUUACCAGAUCCCGAGCUAAAGCCAGCAGACAGGCUGAGGCGGAGGCUCGGGACAAGCAGGAAGGAGCAGUCCCAAGUCCAGUGGAGGAAACCAAUCCGUUCUCCGCCUUGGAUGCUGACUUGUUUCAGGACGUUGCAGUUCGACGGCCCCUCACACGUUGAGAGAAAUGCGAAACACGACACUGCCACGGCAUCAUCAGAGCGAAGGAUCACCCCAGACACAUGCGGCGAGAGGCCGAAGGAGUCGGUUUGA